Messenger RNA from Coregonus clupeaformis (lake whitefish), 1259 nucleotides. Its product is annotated as integrin beta-1-binding protein 1-like. Bases 248 to 835 code for a protein of 195 amino acids. NCBI's taxonomy places the organism in Eukaryota, Metazoa, Chordata, Actinopteri, Salmoniformes, Salmonidae. The record is from RefSeq and is a predicted model, not a curated record. Gene Ontology annotation, molecular function: integrin binding. The transcript has 7 exons. Gene Ontology annotation, biological process: negative regulation of substrate adhesion-dependent cell spreading; negative regulation of focal adhesion assembly. Gene Ontology annotation, cellular component: ruffle; cytoskeleton; lamellipodium.
CUUCCCCUUUAAGUGUUGUUGGCUGGAGCUGCAAAGGAAGUGAAGUGUCAAUGCGAGUCUUGCCUACACAGAAAGAACCCCAGCCCCGCUCCUUUGAUGAACAACAACCCAAAACUGCUCUAAACUGGCCAGCUAGCCCCAGCCCCAGGCCCAGCCCAGCGGCAUAGAACAAGUUCCAAACUGAGAAGGUGGUGCCUGCCUGUAGGGGAGCUGGGGGGCUGGAGGAGUGCUGGUGUCAUGGUGAACAAUGUUCCGGAAGGUCAAAAAGCAUCACAGCAGCAGCAGCUCCCAAAGCAGUGAGAUCAGUACCAAGAGCAAGUCUGUAGACUCUAGUUUGGGAGGUCUCUCCAGGGCCAGUACUAUAGCCAGCCUCGACACAGUCUCCACCAAGAGCUCAGGUAACAGUGCUGCGUCAGAGACAUGUGCUGAGUUCAGAGUGAAGUACGUGGGAGCCAUUGAGAAGCUGCAGUUUGAGAUUAGUAAAACUCUUCAGGAGCCUCUGGAGCUCAUCAACUACAUAGAUGCAGCUCAGCAAGAUGGAAAGCUGCCGUUUGUGCCAGGAGAUGAGGAGAUGGUCCUGGGAGUGUCCAAGUACGGAGUCAAAGUGGCCUCCAUGGAUCAGUGUGACGUUCUGCACCGCCACCCUCUCUACCUGAUUGUGAGGAUGCUGUGUUAUGAUGACGGCCUGGGGGCUGGGAAGAACCUGCUGGCUCUCGAGACUACCGACGCCAAGCAGCAGGAGUGUAGCAUCUGGUUGUACCAGUGCAGCAGUGCGGAACAAGCCCAGGUGUUGUCCGCCUCCCUCCACUGCGUGCUGACAUCAGAGAAGUCCUGAAGGGAAGUUGCCCUAAGGGACGUGGUGGAGACGGGCAGCACAGAAGUUGCCCUCCUCACGUGGUGGAGACAGGCAACACCAUGAACCAAUCGGGAGCCUGGAAACCAUAGUUUACAGCAGGGUCACAUCAGUGGCGUAGCACAGUUUUGUGGGGGUCCGAUGCAAGGCCCCCCCAACCCCAGACAUGGGACAGAGAGAAAAAUGUGCAGUUGUAUAGCUAAUCUCAUGCUAUUUUACACAUUUUGCCAUGAGGCUGAGAGAAAAUGUUUGUCCAAGUGUUUAAAGGCCUUGAUUGUUUAAUUUUAAAAAUAAUUAUAAUUAUAUUUUUAUUCACAAUGAAUGAAAGAUAAAAUGUAAAGACAUUGUUGAUUGUUUAAUUCUAACAUUCGAUUAUUCAAAUAUGUAAUACAAAUCUCCAAAAUUA